This is a messenger RNA of Fusarium venenatum, 1611 nucleotides long. RefSeq lists its product as uncharacterized. NCBI's taxonomy places the organism in Eukaryota, Fungi, Ascomycota, Sordariomycetes, Hypocreales, Nectriaceae. The record is from RefSeq and is a predicted model, not a curated record.
AUGGAUCUCGACCCCAGGGAUCGCGCAGAAGCUCUGCUGCUCAAGGCUGCCCGCGCACACGGCAUCCCCGCCACAAAGGACGACAUCCGCAGCGCCCUAUCCGACACGACCUUUGUCGAGUGGGCGAAUCUGCAUCUAGCGACAGAUCAUCUCCUCACGGGUGAUGAGUUGGCACUGUAUACUGCUCUUGACAAAAGCGGACAGGUCGAUCGGCUCGCUGACCUGCAUGACUUGGGAGAAGUUCAGGCGGUGAACGAAGAUGAUAUUCGUGCCGCCAUAGAAGAGCUGAAUCGGUCUACAGAGACCAUAACUAAGCAGACAGAGACGUUGCGUCAGCAGCAAGACGCUCUUGCGCGCUUGGUAAAGAAACGUGAUGAGGCGGAGCAUGAGCGCAGGGAUCUGGAAGAGGAGCGUCUUGACAAGACAAAACAUGCCUUGAAGAAGCUGGUUUUUGAGGUCGAUGGUGAGGCACAGAGUCUCGAAUAUCGUGUUGCAGAUUUGGAGCAGAUUGCUAAGAACUCUCGAUCUAAUGUGAAAAGAACGGUUGACAGUGUUUUGCAAUCUGAUGAUAAGUUGUUGUUGAGUCUUCAGAAACUUGGUUGGGAACUUGAUCAACAGGAUCCCGAGGAGGAAAAGAGGAUUGAGAAGCUGCGGGAAACUUGUAUGAGAUUGAUCAAGACAACUGUCGAGACCCUUCGUACAAGACUAGACAGGAUCUAUCUCGAAGCCAUCCUAGAAGCAGAGCGCUCAGGAGAUGUUAAGUCUGCUACUCAAGACGAUGUCAAGGCCCUUGAGGAAGAGCUCGAGUCACUUUACUCUGAGAUUCUACCCGUUGCGCAAAUGUCGGCUGAGCAACAGUAUUUGGAACCAGCUCUCAAGUCAACAGAUGCUCAAAGCGGACAAAGUCUGCGCCGCUCAGCUGUGGCAGUGACAUAUGUCAACGAAUGUCUGGAUCAUCUCGUAGACAAGAUAACACUCCUCACAGAGAGAGUAGAAAUCCUCAAGUCCCACAAUGCAGCAGCAUCCUCCAUCAUCGCCACUGCCAAAGCCGAAUCAUCCGCCUCUCUCUCCCCGGAGAAGAAAAAGUCUCUUCGAGCAGCCAUGCCAGCAUCGCCUAUUCGGAACCCAUCACCCAUUCGCAUGCGCGCCAGCACAGUCGGCAACCGUCGCGACGCUACCAGCAAAAACAGACGUCGCUCCUCCGGCAUGCUCGACGAACCCGCCAUAGAAGCUCUUAUGCGCGACCUCUCUUUGUCACUACCCGACACAGAGGAUGCGUCCAUCCAAGACCAGGUAUCUGCUCUGAGCAAGGCUUUUAGAGAUCGCUCGGAUAAGACGACGGAUGUGAUGCGUGGUGCGCAGGAGAGCUUUGAGACGAGUGUUACGUCAAGGCUUGAUGAUGCGAGGUUGGCCAUUCAAUUGCUGCGUGAUAGCAUCUUGGCGGAGAGUCCGUUUGGGCCGGUCAAAAUGCUUGAUCCUGAGUUUGAAGAGUCGGUUGUUGCGUUGGAGAAGGAUGUGGAGGGUUUGAGGGUGAAGGUGGAUGGGAUUGUUGAUAAGAAGGCUUUGGCUAAGAGUGUUAAGAAGGAUGAGUUUGUGCAGCGGUGGGCGUAG